This is a messenger RNA of Arachis duranensis, 648 nucleotides long. Its product is annotated as MLP-like protein 34. Gene Ontology annotation, biological process: defense response. The coding region runs from base 60 to 518 and encodes 152 amino acids. NCBI's taxonomy places the organism in Eukaryota, Viridiplantae, Streptophyta, Magnoliopsida, Fabales, Fabaceae. The record is from RefSeq and is a predicted model, not a curated record. The transcript is spliced from 2 exons.
CUCUCAUUUACAUACUUUUCUUGCUUCACAAAUACUUUUGGCUUCUUUCUCGGGUAGACAUGGCGCUAAGUGGUAAACUUAGUAUUGAAGUUACGGUCCAAACACCAGCUGCAAAGUACUUUGACCUCUUUAUAACUCAAUCCCACAAGUUUCAAAACAUUUGUGAAAGAAUCCUUGAAGCCAACUUGCAUGAAGGUGAUAACUGGCAUGUCCCUCAUUCGGUUAAGAAUUGGACUCUUCUCGUAGAUGGCAAGCCAAUUAAGUUUAAGGGGAAAAUUGAAGCUAUUGACAAGGAGAACAAGUCAAUUAGAUACAACCUUUUCGAUGGAGAUAUAAGUAAGAACUAUAAAGUCUUUAAGUUGUUUCUUCAAGUGUUUGAGAAGAGUGAUGGUGGUGCCUCAGCUAAAUUCACUAUUGAAUACGAGAAAAUCAAUGAGAAUGUUGAAGCUCCAUAUGGAUUCAUGGAGUUAUUUGACAAGAAUGCUAAAGAAUUUGAUUCUCAUCUUCUCAAGGCAUAGAUAGAUAGCUCCAUCCAACAGCUAUAUAUUUAUGAAGAAUCUCAAAAACUUGUAAAAUAAUAUAUUGGUUUAUAUUAUUUGUGUGCCAAUGAUUUCUCUCUCAGUGUGUUGUGUGGUUGUGUAAUAUAUA